AUGGCUUCACCAGGAGUUAGUCUUCAACUCGUUUCUCAACGUUGGCUCGAGCACCACUAUGAUCAUGUGGUAUGGAAAUUAGGAUGCACGGCUUUGCGUUUCUCUACGCAAGCGAAAAAUCCGCUUCCGGAAAAUUACUUCAGUCCACAUCACGUACUGUUGCGUCUGCGCUACCGAUAUGAUCGUGAACUGGAUGCAGUAGAACGUCCCGCUUUACGUCGUAUAGUCGAACUGGAUGACACAGCAGCUCGACGCCUGGUGCUUUGUGUUUCCGAACUGGAUACUAGUAACCCUAGCCUGAUCAAGGCUCGCCUAUCUGACGGCUGGUACCAGUUAGUUUGGCAACUGGAUCCCGCACUUGCCCGUCAGGUUCGUUCAGCCCGGAUUCGGGUCGGCUGCAAACUGGUUACUGUUGGUGCCGAACUAGUUUCUGUCGACUCGGUAACUGGAGUAUCAGAAACCGCGCGUAGUGUUCAUACUCGUCCCACCGGUGGAUCUAGUGAUCCGAGUUUCGGGCAUCUGUUUGAAUCCGAUGGAGCUGCUGUUGGCGUGGCGCUGAAAUUGCACGGCAAUUCCACUCGGCCUGUUCCUUGGCACACUAAACUGGGUUUCUCAGUUGCACAGCCUAAAUCUGGCAGUGGUCUUUAUCCUGUUGCAUUGUGUUCUCUGGCCGUGGACGGAGGUCUGUGUACCGCUAUUCGUGUUGUCAUACAGCGUCGUUAUCCUAUGCAAUAUAUGGAAACCGUGGACCCACCGGAUGGUCUGGAUAAAGAUACUGCUGAUGUCACCGGUAGUACUUCCAAAGUCACUUCAUGGAAGCGUCACAUUUUCCGGAGUGAACGAGCAGAACAAGCGGAAGCAGCACAUCACGAUACGCUAAAGCAGAACGCCCUAGAUCGUGUUCUAAAUGAUCUGGUCCCGAGCAAACCAGGUGAUGAAGCUCUCCCAGUUGGUUAUCGUCAACGACGUCGGCAACCCACAUUGUCUGAAUUAAAAUCACUGGGCAACGAUGGUGAAGCUCUUUUCAACAUUGUCAUGAGCGCUCUGGACCCAACCGAAGUCGAAGCGGACUUGUCUGAUUCACAACGGAAUGCGAUUCAUGAGUACCGAGAAACCGCACUGCGUCACGCAGUUGCUGAAGCCACUCCGGUUAGGAAGGUGACCCCACUUCUACGCAUUCGUGUGGCCGGUCUGCAUCCAAAAGAUUUGGAAACUAAUUGCGUUGUCCCCCUAACAUUUUGGAAUCCAACGGACGAACUUUUAUCGCUGAUCAAAGAAGGCGAACCGAUGGAAAUCUAUCGUUUACAGGUCUCCACCACACGCACCUCAGAUCCUUUCGUUCCUCCGAAUCCACCACAUCAUGACGGUUGCAUAGAGCCAGGCACGGUAUUAAGUCUUUCGGGUAGUCGCAACACCACGAUUCGUCCUCUAAUCUCCACGGCGAAGCAAUCAGAAAAUACAGAUGCCAGUGAUUUAGUCGAUGAGAACUUGAUUUCACAGGUUUAUGAGCCUCGUUGCGCUCUGUCGGUUGCCGAUUGCCAACGUCUGUUCGCUGUUUCACCUCAGGGUUUUCGAGCACCUCAACCUGAUCCAGGUUUUUUGGAGGUCGAUCUUCGUUGCACUGUUGUUGUAGUGCACAGCUCCAAUUCCUCCGAGCGGAUUAUCGCACCAUCUUUUGGUCGUGGCGCCGCAGAUCCCACUGCGUCAACAAGUAAAUUUCAAAACUCCACGGUAGAUUCGGUGUACGUGACGGACAUAGAUGCUGAAACAGAAGGUUGUCUAGCUGUGGUAAAACUUUGGGGUGGUCUCCAGGUCCAUCACCUGUCCGGUUUGAUUCGUCGAGGUCAGGCAGUGCAUUUCACGGAUCUGCAACUUCGUCAUCGUCAGAUUCAUUCCAGUACAUCAGUAGUCGACCCGGAAACUGGCCUAAAAUCUGCUCCCAUUCUGACACUUCACUACACCGUGGCCAGUAAUGUGACGGCGGACAAGACGACGAAACCGGUCUGGCGUUCGACGCGUUUGUCCGAGUCCAAACCGCAAGUUGCUCAUAAUCGACUUGAUUCUCACCUGGAUCAACUAGCGCGGCUGGCUGAAUCUCACUGGUCCUCUAAUUCUCCAUCGUUCACUCCGUACUCGGUACCUACUCGACGCCUCCCCGCCUACACCCGUACUCCGGCAAAAUCUGGUUUGGCCUCCCUACUCAACACAGGGACUCCUCAGGACACCACUCCCAUUUCUCGGUCCAGGGAAAGACCGCAGUUGCAAACACCCACUCGUCAACCACAGUCCUUGAAACAGUGUCUUGAAUGGCACUCACGCACCAUAUACCCAAAAGCAAGUAUUUCAAAAGCCGCACCACUGAUUAAACGCGCAGUGCGCUCUACUCCUCGCACAGGCCUGUCUCGUCACAGUCGACCUCGUACCGUGACUGUUCUCCCCACCACCACGCUACCGCCUGUGUCGGGGACCGUUGAGACGUCUUCUCAUUCAUCGUCCGUGUCAACUGAUUGUGCUCUACGGCCUUCGAUUUCUGAACCCACAAACCCUAAUCCGCUCGCGUUCGAAGAGGAUCAGUUCUGCACGACACCACAACCAAAAGCGAAACGUCGACGGACUUCGCCUGCCCCAUUACCGGACGGAUAUCAGAUCGCUACCCCGAACAAGAUGGACAUUCGUGAAUCGGACAGUAUCCCUUCGCUAUCGAAAUCUAUUCUGGAAGAUACUCCAGAUUUACUGUGUUCACCGGUCUAUUCGGGUUCCGUGCAUCCGGGAUCUCCACUUCAACUGUCUCAUCCACCCGUUGAGUCAUCGUCACCGAUGUUGUCCUCCGGUGAGCUGCCAGCCGAGGAUUUGGAUGUGAGUAUUGCGGAUCUGGUGAAAACUCGUCGACGCGCGGCACGUUCGUUUCAGGCCAGCUCCACACCGACACGGACCAAAUCCAGACAGUUCUUAGCUCCGCCGCAAUAG
This is a messenger RNA of Echinostoma caproni, 2967 nucleotides long. The record is from the annotation of a GenBank genome assembly. NCBI's taxonomy places the organism in Eukaryota, Metazoa, Platyhelminthes, Trematoda, Plagiorchiida, Echinostomatidae.